Molecule: messenger RNA, 4794 nt
Organism: Phascolarctos cinereus (koala)
Lineage: Eukaryota; Metazoa; Chordata; Mammalia; Diprotodontia; Phascolarctidae
Gene: PER1
Product: period circadian regulator 1
Biological process (GO): negative regulation of transcription by RNA polymerase II; circadian regulation of gene expression; entrainment of circadian clock by photoperiod
Cellular component (GO): cytoplasm; nucleus
Molecular function (GO): transcription cis-regulatory region binding; transcription corepressor binding
Source: RefSeq, a predicted model, not a curated record
CCCGCCUCUCUGCUUUUAGAGAAGUUCUCCUACCCCCGGCAGGGAAAGGGACUAGGCAGGUAGGGGCAGUAGAGAUUAGACCCACCCAGCAGCACCCCUUCAUUCUGCUUCGGGGCCUCUGCUCCCAGGCUACUUCCGGGAUCCUCUGAGAAUCCAGGGUUUGUACCUCACAAGUUCCAGCAGUGGUCCCUCCCCACAGUCCUCACUGACUUCACCUUUUGCCACUUCUUCCCUCCUCUCUCCCUGACCGAGGAAACUCCUGCCUUUAAGGGCCUUGUUGUAUUCCCUCGUGGUGGCCUCUUCCCCUUCACUGAUUUUCUCCCCCUGUCCUCCCCAUGGUACCACCAUGAAUGGCACUGUUGAGGGAGGCAGUGGGGCAGGGGGACCAGGCCCUGGGCUUGGUGAAGGGUUUGAUUCAGGGGGAUCCCAAUCCCCUGGGCCCCCCGAACACAGAGCCUGCCCUGGUCCUGGCCUCGCGGAUGAUACAGAUGCAAACAGCAAUGGUUCGAGUGGCAAUGAGUCCAAUGGACCGGAGUCCCAGGGUACUUCCCAGCAUAGUUCUCACAGCUCUUCUUCAGGCCAUGGGAAGGACUCUGCUCUGCUGGAGACGACAGAGAGCAGCAAGAGCACCAACUCUCAGAGCCCAUCCCCUCCAAGCAGCUCCAUUGCCUAUAGCCUCCUGAGUGCCAGCUCUGAGCAGGAUAACCCAUCAACUAGUGGCUGCAGCAGUGAACAGUCAGCCCGAGCACGAACACAGAAGGAGCUGAUGACUGCCCUCCGAGAGCUGAAACGCAGACUUCCACCAGAACGCCGAGGGAAAGGCCGAUCGGGGACUUUGGCCACCCUGCAAUAUGCCCUUGCCUGUGUUAAACAAGUCCAGGCCAAGCAAGAUUACUACCAGCAGUGGAGCUUGGAGGAAGGACAGCCUUGUUCCAUGGACAUGUCUAGCUAUACCUUGGAGGAGUUAGAACACAUCACGUCUGAGUAUACGCUUCGCAAUCAGGAUACUUUCUCCGUGGCUGUCUCUUUUCUCACUGGCCGGAUUGUCUACAUUUCGGAUCAAGCAGCUGUUCUUCUACGCUGUAAGAGAGAAGUCUUCCGGGGUGCCCGAUUCUCAGAGUUCUUGGCCCCCCAGGAUGUGGGUGUCUUCUAUGGCUCCACUGCCCCCUCUCGCCUGCCCACGUGGGGUUCCCGGGCCUCUGCCGGUUCAGGCCCCAUGGAUUUCACACAGGAGAAAUCAGUCUUUUGCAGGAUCAGAGGUGGCCCAGAUAGGGAACCAAGUGCCCGAUACCAGCCAUUUCGACUGACCCCCUAUGUGACUAAAAUCCAGCUUUCAGAUGGAGCCCCAGCGCAGCCAUGCUGUCUGCUAAUUGCUGAACGCAUCCACUCUGGCUAUGAGGCUCCCAGGAUUCCCCCAGACAAGAGGAUCUUCACGACACGGCACACACCUAGCUGUCUGUUCCAAGAUGUAGAUGAGAGGGCUGCCCCAUUGCUGGGAUACUUGCCCCAGGACCUGCUGGGGGCACCAGUGCUCCUUUUCUUACACCCUGAAGACCGACCUCUCAUGUUGGCAAUCCACAAGAAGAUUUUGCAGCUAUCUGGCCAACCUUUUGACCACUCCCCUAUCCGCUUCUGUGCCCGAAAUGGGGAAUAUGUCACCAUGGACACCAGUUGGGCUGGCUUUGUCCAUCCUUGGAGCCGAAAAGUGGCCUUUGUUUUGGGUCGACACAAAGUUCGAACGGCUCCCCUAAAUGAGGAUGUAUUCACUCCACCAGCCCCUGUCCCAGUCCCCUCAAGAGCUAUGGACCCAGACAUCCAGGAGCUCUCAGAACAGAUCCACCGACUGCUGCUACAGCCAGUCCACAGUAUGAGUCCCACAGGGAUGUGUGGAUUAGGCCCUCCAACCUCUCCAGGUCCCUUUCUAAGCCCUGGCUCAUCCAGCGACAGCAAUGGUGGAGACACUGAUCAUCCUGGGCCCCCUGCUCCAGUGACAUUCCAGCAGAUCUGUAAAGAUGUGCAUCUUGUGAAGCACCAGGGUCAACAGCUUUUCAUUGAUUCUCGGUCCCAACCCAACUGGGCCCCAUGCACAGCCCCAGAUACUUUCAAGACCAGGGACCUCCCGGGCAGACCCUUGGAACCAGGCCCUGGCUCGAACCAGGUUCCACCUCUUGCGGUCAGUACUACCCCUGAGGAUUCAGAGAGAAAAGAGCCAUCCAGUUGUUCCUACCAGCAGAUCAAUUGCCUGGACAGCAUCAUCCGUUACCUGGAGAGCUGUAAUGUCCCCAACACAGUGAAGAGGAAAUGUGCCUUCUCAUCCCACACAGCAUCUUCCACAUCUGAUGAUGACAGACAGAAGGCAGGCCAGGGUUCUGGAGUGCCCAAGAAAGAUCCACCAGAAGAGCUGUCUCAGGAGGGGGCCCCCCUCCAGAAGGAGCCAGUGGUGGGAGGUCCACUGACCCCACUCACCCUAGCCAAUAAGGCGGAGAGUGUGGUAUCCAUCACCAGUCAGUGUAGCUUCAGCUCUACUAUCGUCCAUGUAGGAGACAAGAAGCCCCCGGAGUCGGAUAUUGUCAUGAUGGAGGAGCUGCCUGGCCUGACCUCUGGUCCAGCUCCCAGCCCCACAAUGGCUGCUCCUGACCCCACUCCUGAUGCCUACCGCCCCGUGGGAUUGACCAAAGCUGUGCUGUCGCUUCAUACACAGAAGGAGGAACAAGCCUUCCUCACCCGAUUUCGGGAUCUCAGCAGACUCCGUGUCUUUGACAGCCCUUCCAUGGGGCCUUCACCCCGGGUUGAUCGAGGCUGCUGCCAUGGUCCCACUCCUCCUGGCCGUCGCCACCAUGGCAAAUCAAAAGCCAAACGUUCUAGGCACCAUCAGCUUCCUCUGACUGAGGCUCCUGGCUAUACCUCUCAUCCUUCCCCAACACCUCCCACCACUCCAUGGCCCUCUCAACCCAACCCACCCACAUCUGCUGCUUUCCCAACAGUGGUGCAAACCUAUCCCCUCCCCAUUUUUUCAACCAGAGGUUGCCCCCAACCUUCAGUUCCUACGCCAUCUCCUUCACCUUUUUCUUCCCCCUUGGUAGCCCCUAUGGUGGCCUUAGUCCUACCCAACUAUUUGUUCCCUUCUCCCCCCACCAGUUACCCCUGUGGGGUUCCUCAGGCUCUGUCAGAUAGGCCUCUUGCCCCAGCACCCUGUUCACCUUCCCCAACUUUACCUCCUAUGCCACCUAGCCCUCCCCAAUGCCCUGAUUCACCCCUGUUCAACUCACGGUGCAGUUCCCCACUCCAGCUGAAUCUGCUUCAGCUUGAGGAGACUGCCCGGGGAGAAGGGGGAGCAACAGUUGGGGAGCCCGGGAGUAAUCCCAGACCACCCCCUCCAGGAGAGGAGGCUACACGGCCAGAAGCUGGACUGGUGGAGAUGAACGAAUCCUCUAAUCAGGAUGCACUGUCAGGCUCCAGUGACCUCUUGGAGCUGUUGCUCCAGGAGGACUCCAGAUCUGGCACCGGCUCAGCUGCAUCGGGCUCCCUGGCUUCUGGCUCUGGCUCCCGUGGUGGGAGCACCUCAGCCAGCAUCACUCGCAGCAGCCAGAGCAGCCACACCAGCAAGUACUUUGGGAGCAUAGACUCCUCUGAGGCUGAGCCAACAGGGACCCAGGUUGGGGUGGACCCAGGGGCAGGACCUGGGGAACAGGUCAUUAAGUAUGUUCUGCAGGAUCCCAUCUGGCUACUCAUGGCUAAUGCUGACCAUAGGGUCAUGAUGACUUAUCAAGUGCCGUCUAGGGAUAUGGCUUCAGUUUUGCAACGGGACCGAGAGAGGCUUCGGGCCAUGCAAAAACAACAGCCUCGGUUUUCAGAAGAGCAACGUAGGGAGCUGGGUGCUGUGCAUGCCUGGGUGCGUAAGGGCCAGCUGCCCCAGGCCCUGGAUGUGAUGGCUUGUGUGGAUUGUGGUAGCAGCACUCCAGAUCCUCAGUACCCAGAUGACACACUUUUCCCUGAGAUGGAUGGACUGGGGCUAGAGCCAAUGGAAGAGGAUGGGGGUGGGGCUUCCCCAGACACAGCCAUGGAUGAAGAGGAGCAAGGUGGGGAGACAUCUACUUCCGAAUUACCUGCUCCGAAAACCACCAGCUAAACACUCAUCUCGGGGCCACUGAGAGUGUCCUGGUCUUACCUCUGUCAUUGAGAUAGGGGAAGGAACAAAUGAAACGCUUCAUCCUCAAGACAACAACGAAUUUCAAUUUUGAGAUUUGCUUCUGCCUUUCAGGAAGCCAGGGAUAGGUACCCCUGAAUAUUGGCCCUUUCUAAUUAAACAAUCACAGUCCUGCCUCUUCCUUAGGGACAACUGAGGGCUUUUUAGGGACCAGCCAGAAAUAUUGUCUCCCUCUUCAUCUUAUUGGAGACAAUUCCACCAACAAAAGAAUGAAUCCUGCUUAAAAAGUAGGAUAUUUUUCUAAAUUCCAGCUGAGCAGGAAUACUGAUUGCUGCUUCAGAUGUGGGAAUUCUAAUAAUACUUAUUUAUUCGGGAACUCUCUUUGUCUUCUCAAAGGCCUGCUUCCCUCCCACCCCCUACUUGGAGAGGGGGGAAGGGAGAGGUUGGGCAUAGGCCCAAGCAGGACCUCGGUAUCCAGAUCCCUAGCUCUCUUGGGUUGGGGAAAGUAGAGGACUAUGGGUCCCUGGUGCUGCCGCCCUAUAGGGCGGGACCCAGGUGUCUUCAUCUGUGCCCCACUCCCCUUAGUGUAUUUUUGUGUUUUUGAUAGUCAUGUCUGUCUCUUUUGAUAUAAAAUGGAAAACCUGUAA